Messenger RNA from Styela clava, 989 nucleotides. Lineage: Eukaryota; Metazoa; Chordata; Ascidiacea; Stolidobranchia; Styelidae. The record is from RefSeq and is a predicted model, not a curated record.
CCUACCGUUUGCUAUAAGUCUGUUCGGUCACUACUGGCAUUCGGUAUUUAACACUUCUGUCGCUUUUCUAAAUCAGUGGGACCCCUUUGGUGUUCUCGUCAAGUUCUGGUAAAAAGAGGGUUAACGUCUGACUUUGCGAGAGAGUGGCGUAAAAGAGAGAGAGAGGUAAAAAAAUCCGCGCAUCGAUCCACAACAGUCUUACGAUGUACAUCGUCAUUUAUAAAUUCCAGCGUGAGUUCGAAUACGUAAUGGCGGCUCAACAGGUUGCGAUUCGCGAUGGACAGGACGUGUUGUGGCAGAUUGAAAAUGAAGAAUUUGUACCGGACGGUGAAUCUGAUAUUGACGAUUUUGAUGGAUCUGAUUUUUCUGAAGAAGAAGAAGAAGAAGAGGUAUUUUGGUCUACUGCUGAGAACGAACAGUCAUCAGAAUGGACCCUUAGCACACCAACCAGUACCUCAUCGCCACAAAUUCGAAGGCGAAUUGCUCAUAAACGACAAGAAAGUCCCAUAAUACCGAUAAGCAGAACAAGUUGUCGCCCGUCAACUCUGAGGUCUAGGCAAACUUACAAUUGGGAAAAGUCCUUCGCCGGAAGAUCACUGCGGGCUUUCGGCGGCAAACAAGUGGUGUGCAAUCGACACCUUAAUAGCGAUUCCAGUGCGCUUGACUGUUUUCUUCAAUUUGUAAAUACACGUGUGAUUGGAUUCAUUGUUGAGAUGACUAACCUCAAUGCUACUCGAAAAUUGCACACUCAAUCUAUCAAUAACUGCACCGAAGAGAAGGCUUGGAAAGCCGUUGAUGCAGUGGAGAUGUAUGCUUUUCUUGGAUUGGUCAUUCUUAUGGGAUCAUCCGGUCUUCCAAACCUGAAUAUGAUGAAGAACACGAGGAUAAAAGACCGUGAAAAGAAGAGCUGGGCGUGGAAGAGCAACCGGGUUGGUAGAAAUACAGUGCCCCCUUACUUACUGAUUACAUACGCUCACAUGGGGGCGUAG